Molecule: messenger RNA, 4428 nt
Organism: Rasamsonia emersonii CBS 393.64
Lineage: Eukaryota; Fungi; Ascomycota; Eurotiomycetes; Eurotiales; Trichocomaceae
Product: HEAT repeat protein
Exons: 8
Coding region: 1-4428 (1475 amino acids)
Biological process (GO): tRNA methylation
Cellular component (GO): cytosol
Source: RefSeq, a predicted model, not a curated record
AUGAUCCGGUUUGAGGAUGCCGGACCAAAGCCCAUGAAACAAGUUUUAAGUUGUUUGGUCAAGAUCCUCAGGAAACAUCCCGAUGAGAAAGAAGCUGACCUGAUUCGAAUCGGGGCUGUCAAUGCGAUAAUGCCUAGUGUUGUGCUUGGAGAUCCACGGUCACGACUGAAAUCUAGCCUCGUCGCACUGGAGCUUUUUGUACGGGAGAAUGCAAUCUCUCCCUCUCAGCUGAUGUCUUUGUUGCAUGACUGGCUCGUGGAACAUUAUGGUCGAUGGAUGCCCUUAUUUGAGAGCCACUGCGAGUGCUUAUCUAUAGAUACCACUCACUUUGUUGGUCAGAACCCCACAUGGCACGACUCCGACGUAAAGGUUAAGCGUGAUGUCUUGAUGGUCUUCAACUUGUCCCUACUGCUUCAUGCAAAAAGCUUGGGGUACGCCUCAACCGCUGGCUCUAUGCUGGCUCUCUUCUCUCGAAAAGCAAGCCAGGAGGUUGAAAGUGGGCAGGCUCCUUCCUUUGAACUCGCGUCUCCCUCAAUGAGCUGGGUUUCUCCGACGCGUCAUAUCAUGCUGGAGAACAUGGAAUUUUUAGAGUCAAUGUCAAACAACGUGCUAUAUCCGUUGUUUGCUUCUUGCUCUGGCGGAUUUCGCUCCUUUAUUAACCAGCUUCCCUUCCAGAGCUUGCUUUCCGGUGACAUGAAGGACGAAGGAAGCGUAGAUGAGUUCACGUUGCUCUUUUCUGCCUUGCAGGUUGCCAAAAAGCUUGGAUUAGUACAUGAAGAUCAUUUUGUUGGAAAACCGAGUUCAGCAGCGAAAGACAAGCAAGACGCUCUCAUUUUAAGGAGCGAAGUUCUCGGGCAGUUUCUGCUGCAUACAGAUCCGAGAAUUAGGGUUGCCUGUUUCUCCUUGCUAAUCACAGCGCCUUCUACGACGAAACCAAUAACGCCAGCGGCGCUGAAGGCCGUCAUGAGUGGCUUGCCAUCUCUCCAUGCGGAGUCGGACGCACAGUCAAGAGGCGAGAUAUUGAGUUUGAUUCGCAAGCUCAUGGUGCGCCUCAGGGGGACACAAGGACAUCGACAGGGCUCUGAUAAUGAAAUAAAAGAUGCAGAGCGUUUCUUGGAUGCCUUUGUGAAAUUCCUAGAAGGAGAGUUGAGGCCCGGCGCUUCAUAUCAACGACAUAUAUCUGCACUUAAAUCACUAUAUCUUGUUCUCAACACCAGUGUUGAUCCUCGCGUCAAAGGGGUGAAAGUGCAGAAGGCUGACGCUGAUCAGACGCCAUGGAGAUUCACCCUUGAUAUCUUACGUCCUAGUCUCUUCAGGCUUUUGGUCGACCUUCUGCUGGAUCCCUUUGAGGAAGUUCGCGCAAUGGCGCUAACUAUUCUCGGCCAUUUCCCCAGUGACUAUUCUGCGCAGUAUUCUGACCUCUCAGCAAGCGAGUUGGCCGGAAUAUCUGAGCGACUGACGGUUGGUCUAUCAAAAGCAGAGGCUCUGGCAAGCAACACCAGUAGAGCCGAUCAUGCGGACACAGUUGCUCGACUCUACCAUGCUAUUUUCUCUUUGGCAAGCCCAGGGCGCAAGCAGUCUUCUGAAACCCCAUGGUAUGAGAGUAAAAGAGAAAUCGUGAACACCAUAUUAGAGAAACUCGACAGGAAGCUAUCCCAGCCCGGAGGGCUUUUCAGCUCGACAAUACGUGAUGCGCCUCUCCACGGCUAUGUCUCCGCACUGAGCACAACAUCUCCCACUAAUUGUACAAGUCUUUUGCUUCAUGCCAUUGUUUCGAAUGUGACAUAUGGCCCAACUGAUGGCGAAACCGGUCUUCAAAGGUCAGAUUACGAAGCAAUAGGGGUGUUGAGUUUUAUCCAGCUCUCAGAGCUACGCCACAGAGGAGCUUUCACUGCGGUCUCACAAACUUUUGCGACUUGUUGUCUGCGUUGCGGUCAAAGUAGUAAUCCAACAAUCUCCAGUUUGCCAGAACUGUGGUACCAAGAAUCGGUGAAGAUCAUCGAAAAGCAAGCAUCAAAGCUCACCCGACGAUCUGCAGGCUUGCCUGCCUUAGUUACUGGAAUCCUCUGUGCAGACCCGGGAGGGCCGUUAUUCCAACGGGCGAUGUCUGAACUUCAGGAGAUCGCAAGACAGCCAGCAGAGCAGAAGGCCAGUUAUACAGAAUUGUGGCUGCCACAGGUUCAUGCGAUGAAUUGUCUGAAGGACAUCUUUGACAACACAAGACUCUCACCGCACACAGAGCCUUUUAUUAUGCCUUCCCUGACGAUAGCUGCUGAAUCUCUCAGCUCUUCAAUCUGGGCUAUUCGAAACUGCGGCCUGAUGCUCUUCCGCGCUUUGAUGAUGAAGAUGUGUCGGCUCCUUCCGGGGACCACCGUUGGAUUCAGCGGCGCUUCAGGCUCCGAUGCCGGCAUGAGAAUUCACUUUCAGAAAUAUCCUGGCUUGCUUCAGCUGCUCUCCAAGCUCCUGACUUCGGCAGACCAGAGUCAGGAUUCGCAAGAUGGGAAGGCUUCAACAGAGACUGAACGGGUCUUCCCAGCGCUGGAACUCAUAAUAGAAAAAGCCCCUUCACCUUCAGGUGACGAUGAUGCUCACCUGCGGAAGCUAGUGCUACAGCAGAUGAAGAGCAUGAUCUGGGCUGUUCGUGAUCAGGCAGCAAGGGUAUACGCCUCUCUUUUGCGCCCGAUCCACAUUCUGGAUGAGGUCCACUCUCUCCUGAGAGACAACGUGAACAUUGCUUCUCAGAACUAUGCACAUGGGAAGCUCUUAUGCAUUAGGUUUGCUUUGCGGCGGUUGUGGUUCUCCUCUCAUGGUUAUUGGCGUGAUCACUAUGGAGAAAUGCUGUCAAUCAUUCAAGAUACCUUCUCCAAGUUCUUCAUGGAUGCAUGCUCCCCCUUUGUUCAUGCUGCUAUGAUAGACAUCUUAACAGAUGCUCUUGAGAAGAGCAUCCAAUUUGGGAAAACAGGUGAAACUAUCGACUUCUUAAACAACGUGUUCGGAUUGUAUGAUCUCGAAACACUCCUGUACAGUCUUGUGGAGCAGUCCGAAGUAUCAGCAGGGACUGGCAGCGAAGCACGAGCAGCGUCACUGCUCCGACGCUCACUGGCAUGGAGCAUGAUAUUAAAGAUAAUGAUCGAACAGAAUUCAGAUUUAUCUUCCCGGUUGUCCGAUAUUUUCUUCAGUGUUUCUGCAGCCGAUGCUGAUGCCGCAUGCUGGGUUUUGCGACAAAUAGAUACUAUAUUCGAUGGCUGCGAGACAUAUCAGAAGCAGUUCCUGGGGCUAUACUUGUCGACCAUCUUGGGAGACAACCGGGAAGACGUCAAGACAGUCGCAGCUCUGAAUCUUGCCAAAAUACUUGAGAAUGCUCUGGAGAAAGGCCUGACGCUGGACCUCCCUGACGAAUGGGCCAGGUUAGGAGAUUACAUACGUUCUCAGUCUCGGGAACAGACUUGGAGCAGGGAAAUAGUUGAAAGCGUUUUGCGGCUUCAAGGCUGUCUAAUGACUAUUCAGUGUGCCAUCCCUACAAGCGAACUGGAGUCUUCUAGGAAUCUCGUGCUCGAUCUUCGUCGAUGGGCCAUCAGUCUUCGCUUUGCAUUGAGUGAAGAAACUGUAUUCUCGACGAGAUACGCAGCUGUAAUGUCUUUGAAGACAUUUGGCCGUGUUCUGCGAAAACCAGGUGGGAUGGCCGAAACGAGCCCUGUCUUCUUGGAAAUCUACCUGAUUCUCUAUGACAUGCUCAACGACGACGAUGAGGAACUUCGUGAUAUUGCCGCGACAGUAGCCUCAUGGGUCCUGUCAUACUCGUCCGUGUCUCCAGAAAAGGCCGUCGUCUUGGGUGCCCUUCCAGCGAGUGACCGUCUCGCGGAUUUCCUUGCCAACAACUACUCCAAGUCUCCGUUCUUGUUCCGCGAAACUGUCGAACGUCUUCUUGGCGAGGAGAGCCAUCGCUGGAACUCGAGAAGCAAGAAAGGGCUCAUUCCCGUUUCGGCUCGCAUGUCGGAGUACAGGAAAGAAAGCACCGUCCUUUUCGAAGAGGAGAGACAGAACUUGUUUAUCGACGAUGUUCGUGAAGUCGACAUUUGGAGCGGGGUUCUGUUGAGAUUAGAGAAGGAUUCAUAUGACCAGAGGCUGCUUAGGACUCUCUUUGAAUGGGUAUCAGAGGGUCUGGAAUACCUCGUAGAUGUAACGUCUGCGGGCGAUCAAGAUGGCGUGCUUGGGUGGACGUCUAAACCUGAGGUCUACACUCUGGGUAUCCAGGUUUUCAGCACCGCAGCGCUGUUCGUAUCAAGAGACUUGGCCGUCGAGUCCCAUCUGCCCAAUGCCAAGGUGACCAUAUUAGACAAGCUUGGGCUAUUGCUCGAGAAAGGUCGAGCAGUCUCGUUGCAUCCUCACUGGCUCACAAGGAUCGAAUCUGUUCGCUCUCUGGCAUAG